Molecule: messenger RNA, 951 nt
Organism: Miscanthus lutarioriparius
Lineage: Eukaryota; Viridiplantae; Streptophyta; Magnoliopsida; Poales; Poaceae
Source: the annotation of a GenBank genome assembly
AUGGCGUUCCAGUUGCCGGGCGUGCAAGUCCUAGGGCUCACCACCAUUUUCGGCAACUGCGCCACGGAGCAUGCCACACGCAAUGCCUUGAUCCUGGCAAGCAGUAUUAGAUAUAUAUUCAUGACAAAUUUACCCCUUUUCCACUUCGUUCCUUCAUCUUUACUUACACUUGCAAUUCUACUUCAUCUGGAUUCUGGAAUGCUAACAGGAGGAAAGCCGGAUGUUGCCGACUUUGUUCAUGGAUCUGAAGGCCUCGGGAAUAUAGAGCUUCCCGAUCCCACUAUCAAGAAAGUUGAGGAAAGUGCUGCUGAGUUCUUGGUGGAUAAAGUCUCUCAGUUUCCUGGAGAGGUCUCUGUGUUUGCCUUGGGUCCUCUGACAAACGUAGCAUUGGUAUGCCAUCAAGAAGGAUAUCCAUCCUUCGUGAAAAAUGUUAAGAAGAUUGUUGUGUUGGGUGGAGCAUUUUUUUCAGCUGGAAAUGCCACCCCUUCGGCUGAAGCAAAUAUUCACCACGACCCGGAGGCAGCUGAUAUAGUUUUCACUUCUGGGGCAGACAUCUACGUGGUUGGCCUCAACAUCACAACGCAAGUUAGCUUUACAGAUAAGGAUCUCCUGGAGCUAAGAAACUCGAAAGGGAAGCACGCACAGUUCUUAUGCGACGUAUGCAAGUUCUACUUGGACUGGCACAUCAAGUCUUAUGGUGCUCCUGUGAUUUUCCCACAUGAUCCGGUGAGCUUUGCCGCGCUGGUUUGUCCGGAGAUGUUCACGUUCAAGAAGGGUGUAGUGAGGGUGGAGACACAGGGCAUCUGCGUCGGGCAUACUUCCAUGGACAUGUUGCUGAACAAGUGGAAUUCAGAGAACCCAUGGACUGGCUACUCGCCGAUUUCGGUCGCAUGGACGGUCGAUGUGCCCAAGGUGGUCGAGUUUGUGAAGGAGCUCGUCAUCAAACAAUGA